UGUGUGGAAUUGAAUCGCCCCACCAAUAACCUAGAAAUUGUAAAAACGAUAACUUCUCUAAACAAACCUUGUACCAGAGUUGCAAGCACUCAAGUGACCCGUGGGCAGUUAUCACAGUUGUUGCCUCUGAGAAUUAUCUUCUUCGCCGCUUCCCCCCCGAGUACACUCAUUCAACUGGUCUCUCAAAACCACAGCAGAUUGACUAGUCUUAAAAAUGCAGCACAGAGAUUCGGGUGAACAUGGAGAAGGAGGAGCAUCAGCAAAUGCAAAUUCAGUUGCUUACAAACUCCACAAAAUGCAACACACAUUUGAAGACAUACUUUUCUGUGUUGACGUUGAUCGGCAGAUGGAAGCGGAGAUGAAAUCUGUAGGAGCUAAAGGCCAAACUUUUACUCGUAUGGACUGCAUAAAACAGGCCAUAUCACUAUUCGUUCACUCCAAAUUAACCAUAAAUCCCAACCAUAGGUUCGCCUUUGCGAAAUUGGAUCACUCUGCUACAUGGUGGCAGAGGGAAUUCACGUAUGACCUAAACACCAUAAAUGCAUCAGUGAGGGGUUUGACAACAGAUGCAUUAUACAAAGCCUGUGAUCUCAAUCAGCUUUUCAGAAUGGUUGCCAGUGAGGCUAAGAAGUCCCGUGCUCAAUUUCGAUCUCUGAGAGUGAUUCUUAUAUACUGCAGAUCGUCUGUAGUGCCAGAAUGUCCAUCACAUUGGCCUGAAAACCAAAAACUCUUCACUUUGGAUGUUAUGUAUCUUCAUGAUAAACCAAGUGGAGAGAAUUGCCCACAGAAGGUGUAUGAUGCUCUUGUUGAUGCCCUUGAACGUGUUAGUGAACAUGAAGGAUAUAUAUUUGAGAAUGGUACAGGUAUUACACGUGUUCUUUUUCGAGAUACUUGUAUUCUACUGUCUCAUCCCCAACAGCGUUGUGCACAAGAUGACAAUGACAUUCCAAAGGUUUUGAAGAAAUCCGUUACUCCAGCUGAUGCUACUGCAAGUGGUACAUCAUCACGCAAAGAAGGGAGCAGUACUAUUUCUCAAUAGAACAUCAAGUUGCAGUUGAUUGGUUGACAGGAAUUAUGUUUAUUAAUUACUUAUGACUGAUUUUCUUUCAAUGACGUAGAAAUAAAGAAAGAAAGCAAAAAAGUACAAUAAUUCCCUUAUUUAUUAUCUGUAAUUAUAUUUCUUGGUAGAUAAAAGUGUGAAUUUGUAUUAUUAUUAAUUUUUUUUAAAGAAAUAGUAUUUGGUUGUUGCAAGGAACAAAUUCCUUCUGAACUAGUUUGGCUUCCAUCCUAUCUCAAUGUUUGAAUUUUAUAUUCUGAAAAUGUGAAUUAUCCCUAUGUGGAAGUUCAGGGUGA
Messenger RNA from Cryptomeria japonica (Japanese cedar), 1353 nucleotides. RefSeq lists its product as uncharacterized. Gene Ontology annotation, cellular component: BRCA1-A complex; BRISC complex. Lineage: Eukaryota; Viridiplantae; Streptophyta; Pinopsida; Cupressales; Cupressaceae. Gene Ontology annotation, biological process: positive regulation of DNA repair. Bases 215 to 1039 code for a protein of 274 amino acids. The transcript has 3 exons. The record is from RefSeq and is a predicted model, not a curated record.